Archocentrus centrarchus (flier cichlid) is the source of this 1275-nucleotide messenger RNA. It is a transcript of the gene igf2b, whose product is annotated as insulin-like growth factor 2b. The record is from RefSeq and is a predicted model, not a curated record. Gene Ontology annotation, biological process: positive regulation of transcription by RNA polymerase II; positive regulation of insulin receptor signaling pathway; positive regulation of activated T cell proliferation. Gene Ontology annotation, cellular component: extracellular region. Gene Ontology annotation, molecular function: growth factor activity; protein serine/threonine kinase activator activity; hormone activity. Lineage: Eukaryota; Metazoa; Chordata; Actinopteri; Cichliformes; Cichlidae.
GCCUAGUCUUGGGACAGCUUCUCACUCAUCAUCACUAUAGCUUAACCAACUGGGAAACUAACUCACCUGCAAUCUCUCCAACCAAAUAACUACCAACAUUUUGGCUACUGCCAUCUGACAAUGGAAACCCAGCAAAGAUACGGACACCAUUCACUUUGCCACACCUGCCGGAGAACGGAGAACAGCAGAAUGAAGAUCAAGAGGAUGUCUUCAACGAGUCGCGCGCUACUCUUUGCACUGGCCCUGACGCUCUACGCUGUGGAAAUGGCCUCGGCGGAGACGCUGUGUGGGGGUGAACUGGUGGAUGCGCUGCAGUUCGUCUGUGGAGACAGAGGCUUCUAUUCAGUAGGUAGGCCAACCAGCAGGACUAACAGCCGGCGACCGCAGAACGGUGGGAUCGUAGAGGAGUGUUGUUUCCGUAGCUGUGACCUCAACCUACUGGAGCAGUACUGUGCCAAACCUGCCAAGUCUGAAAGGGAUGUGUCAGCCACCUCUCUACAGGUCAUACCCGUGAUGCCCGCACUAAAACAGGAAGUUCCGAGGAAACAGCAUGUGACCGUGAAGUAUUCCAAAUACGAGGUGUGGCAGAGGAAGGCGGCCCAGCGGCUCCGAAGGGGUGUCCCCGCCAUUCUGAGGGCCAGAAAGUUUAAGAGGCAUGCAGAGAAGAUUAAAGCAGAGGAGCAGGCUAUCUUCCACAGGCCCCUGAUCAGCCUUCCCAGCAAGCUGCCUCCCGUGUUGCUCACCACGGACAACUUUGUCAACCACAAAUGAGCCCGCUGCCAGUCCUUUGCACAGACAAGAGUUUUGAGGGUGAAAAAAAGACUAGGGGAUUAUAGCUUUGUCUCUGACGUCAUUUCUGUGGCAGUCCUCUUUGACCUCCCCUGCCCUGUCUGAGCUCACCAGUCUCUCCCCCUGCACACAUCCACUACGUCGUGAACCCUGGUCCUUUUCUAAUGCUCUCCCCCCUCAACCCCCAUCGACCCACCCUCUUCCGGCACACAGACAUGCCUUCACAUUCUUCCUGUCUGAACUCUUUCUCUCCCACUCUCUUUCAGUCACUGAUACAAAAGGCAAAGACACAAAUGUCGAACAAAAAGUUAACAAUUCAGCUGAAUGCAGUUCAGGUGGAUCUUUAAGCAAAAGACAAAAAGAGAAGGGAAAAAGAAGAUGAAAGAGAUCUGUCAUUUGCAAGUGUCAAGAGGACACCUAGCGGAAUGUUUUUUGUCCUUGUGGAAGACAACUGAAAGUGAAGAGCAACUUGCAUGAAAGAAUCCA